Messenger RNA from Dreissena polymorpha, 794 nucleotides. RefSeq names its product CUB and sushi domain-containing protein 3-like. The record is from RefSeq and is a predicted model, not a curated record. NCBI's taxonomy places the organism in Eukaryota, Metazoa, Mollusca, Bivalvia, Myida, Dreissenidae. The transcript is spliced from 2 exons. The coding region runs from base 6 to 452 and encodes 148 amino acids.
CUUCAAUGUCGUACUCGGGAUUGGCACCCGGCAGCACCGUGACGUUUACGUGUGAGCCGGGAUACAUCAUGGUCUCCGGCGACGCUGUUCGCACGUGUCACGAAAGCGGUGGGUGGACUGGGACCCAACCUAAAUGUCAAGUCCAGAACUGUGUGACCUUGCAAAACAAUGCUACUGGAAAACUGAAGAGCGGGCUGUACCAAAUAAACCGCGGAGGGAGGAACUUUCACAUUUACUGUAACUAUGGCGACGGUGACGGAUAUGUCUACAUUUCAACCUCGAUCCCGAGCGACGUGGACCUGAACAUGGCGUCCCUCUCUGACGAUAGCAGCCACGUUAAGGUCAUCCACAGGCGUCAGAAUGGUAGCCAGUAUGAGGCGAAAAUUCAACAGAUCGCUGCAUUCAAUACGUUACCAGUCUCCGUUCAAUUCAACAAGCAUGACGGUUAUUAAGGCGUACAAAACACAGCCAUGGGACCAUACGUCUUCACAGGUUUCGUACCCCUGUCUGUCAACCCUAAACACGGCACACAGGGUUGGAAAGUCAACGGCAAUGAGGUGACGUUCACCAACUGCGACGGAAAACUCAACAGCUACUUCGCGGUGCUGCUCAAUGCCAACAAAGCCGACUACACACUAAAUAACGGCUGGAAAAAUUCCCUGAUGUACGCUUGGUAUGAACUGGCGACUCCGGUCAGCGACUUACUUCCGGAGGCCAUAUUUUCACCGGAUUAUGAUAUCCAUCAUGGCGGUUGUGGAGGGUACAGCAUCGGAAAAACCGAAACCGACGUCACA